Molecule: messenger RNA, 656 nt
Organism: Rubroshorea leprosula
Lineage: Eukaryota; Viridiplantae; Streptophyta; Magnoliopsida; Malvales; Dipterocarpaceae
Source: the annotation of a GenBank genome assembly
AUUCCUAUUAUCCUUUACCAUUUAUAACAAUGCUUCCAACGACAAUGAACAUCACUAAGAAACUGAAAACUUGGAUUAGUCUAUGCAAUGGAGUCGUCUUCUCCAUGCCAAGGAUCAACAGAGAUUGUCUUCUUUGACUUGGAAACUACGGUACCAGGUAGAACAGGCCAAAAGUUCUGCAUUUUGGAGUUUGGUGCAAUUGUAGUUUGCCCAAGAAGGCUCAUUGAAAUAGAGAGCUACAGCACCCUCAUCCGCCCAAGGGACUUGUCUGUUGUUGCAUUGAGGUCCAGCAGAAUUGAUGGGAUUACUAGGGAAACCGUCUCAAAUGCACCCGAGUUUGAGGAAGUAGCUGACAAAAUAUUUACCAUUUUGAAUGGAAGAAUCUGGGUAGGACAUAAUAUCCAAAGAUUUGAUUGCGUUCGCAUAAAGGAGGCAUUUGCACGGAUUAACAGACUGCCUCCUGUAUCAGCUGCGAUGAUUGAUUCUUUAGGAGUCCUUACUAACAAAUUUGGCAAAAGAGCUGGAAAUAUGAAGAUGGCUAGCUUGGCGGCUUAUUUUGGACUUGGACAGCAGAAACACAGGAGCCUUGAUGAUGUUCGUAUGAAUUUGGAGGUCCUCAAGCAUUGUGCGACUGUGCUAUUUCUCGUAUGACCAAG